Messenger RNA from Danaus chrysippus (African queen), 5241 nucleotides. NCBI's taxonomy places the organism in Eukaryota, Metazoa, Arthropoda, Insecta, Lepidoptera, Nymphalidae. The record is from the annotation of a GenBank genome assembly.
AUGGAAAUCCAAUUUGGCCCGAAUUCCGUUGAAGAGCCGAAUCUGCUUUAUAAACUUCAACGGAAAUUGAAAGUUUUUAACACGACUAAUGCUUUGCCGAAUCGAGGUUACAACUUGAUAGCUAGCAGUAGCAAAUAUGGCUUAGUUUUCAUAACUUCGCCUGAAGGCAUGCUAUGUGUAUACUACCUGAAACAAUUAAUUGACAAAGAGUGUGAGCCUGAGCAUUUAGUUAUUCCAUUACCAAUGCAUCCUACACACAUAGCUGUGAAUUGCAAUCAAGAGUGGCUCGCUAUAAUCAAUGGACCACUUCUACUGGUUUAUAAAUGUUUGGACUUUCAAAACCAGGAUGUGAGACCUUCAGUUAUAAUGCAACUUGAACUAGCUCCUACCACUCUUGUGUCAUCAUUACAAUGGAAUCCUUGCAUAGCAGAUACAAUUGGCAUUGUUUUUGUUGAUGGUACUCUACUUGUGAGUCAGGUCAGCACGAUGCAAGUAAAAAAGAUACAAGCUGAUGCUAGAUGCCUCUGCUGGAGUCCUAAAGGCAAACAGCUUGUGACUGGCAACAGUAACGGGACAUUGAAGCAGUAUAAGCCAGAUUUGACACUAAUGAAAACAUUUCCUGCACCUAACCUGUUUGAGAAUUGUAGUGCAGAAGUAUUGGCAAUUCAUUGGAUAGCCACAUUUCAGUUUGUGGUAACCUAUAGGAAUGCUUCAGACAAUAGUCGACCAGCAGUUGCACUAGUCAACAUUAUAAAAGGUGGAACUCCCACUUGCUUCAACUAUGAGGAUAUUUGUUAUAGCAUAGGCUCUAACAGACCCUGGUAUUACUACUUACUUGGAUUUGCUCAAUGGAAUAUAAUACUUGCUGCAUCAUCUAAUAGUAUGGAAAUAGCAACUCUUGCUUCCACAGAUGGAUCAAAUUGGGUUCAAUGGUGUCAGUUGGAUGAAGCGAGACCAGAAUUACCUCUGACUGAUAAAAAUCAAGAAAACUACCCAGUUGGUAUUUGUAUUGAUACAGCCGCUGUACAUCAACUUCCUUGGGGUGAAAAUGAAGUUCUUCAACCAAUGCCUCUCCUCCACGUGUUGUCUCAAACUGGACUACUGUCUAUAUUUAAUAUUAUAAAUCUAAACAAACAAAGCCCUCAAGUUUGCACCCCAAUACAACCAUUGGAGCUCCCAGUACAAGCAUUAACCAGGGAAAUACCUGGACAAGCUCCUCAACCUGUUGCUAGUGCAGCUGUACCUGUUCAACAGCCAAAGCCAGUGCAACAACCAGUGAAACCAUUACAGCCGCAACCAGUGCAACAACAAACACAACCAGUUCAACAACAACCACAACCAGUUCAGCCACAACCGCAGCAAACUGUGGUAUUACAACAGGCAGCAAAACCAGUACAACCACAACCAAUGCAACCUAUGCAGCAACCAAUAACAAUACCUAAGCCACAGAUUCCACAAUCAGCAUCAACACCAGCAGCUAAUGUUUCUUUUGCUGUGAAGAAGGAAGCAACUGCAACUGUAUCAGAAUCCCAGAGUUCAGAGCAGACUCAAAAACAGUCCCAAAUGCAAGUACCAAAAGCACAGACGACAUCACCAGCUGUGAAUGCUGCUCUCAAACAAGAAGAGGAAAGAAUAAACAAAGCGAAAGCAGAACAAGAAUUGAAGAAUAUGUUGUUAAAAGAAAUUAAUGAUUUCCAAAUGGAAUUAUAUAAGUUUAUGAAGAGCACUUGGGAAAAACAGGAGAAGUUUGAAAGAGAACUCCAAUCUGUAGACUUGAAUCUCAAUAUAGACAUGGAUCCUGAAACACUAAAGAAAGAAUGUGAAAUAGAAGAUUUAUGUGAGACUAUCACACAACUCAAGUUGGAUUUGGUUAAAGCUUGUGCUAUUGUUGCAGAGUCUAGAGCACAUGCUGAAGCAAACGAGCACCGUGAUUGGAGACAAGCGGAUCCGCUAACAACUAAAAGACUUUCGUCUAUCAAAAAAAUGGUUUACUAUGUACAAAACCAACUUGAUCAAGCAAGAAAAGCGCUGGAGCUUAAAUGGAACGACGUCUCCUUAAGAGAUCAGCACGGCAAACCAGGAGAGCGCAUGAUUCGUCCCAUACUAGACGAUGUCUACCAACCACUUGUGAAGCAACAGGAGAUAUUGUGUAGACAACAGGCUGUAUUGAAAACAUUAAAAAACACAUUAAACGAAUGUAAUCAGACGCCAGUUGUUAAGUCUAAAUCACUCUUAAGAAGCACUCCGUUCCGAAAUAAAGAUCCACUCUCCAAACUUACAAAAAAUAUACUAAAUAUGAGCAUUGAACCAAAUAACAGAACAGAGGAUCAACCGCUCAGUGCACAGAAACUGGACGCUUUGAGAGAUCUUCUAUCAAACCACAAACCAAUCAAAAUCAAACCAGUCAAUGUAGAACUGCGUCAACAUUUGGAAACGCUGAAAAAGAGAUAUGAGAAAAGUUUGAAGGAAAAGAGUCAAGUUAAAAAGACGGAGAAUAUUGAAAAAAAUGAGAUUAAAAAAGAGGUACCGGUACCACAACCAAAAAUCGGUGAAAGUCUUAUCCAAACAAGCAAACCACCAGUUCACGUGGAACCGAAACCAGUGUUUGGUCAGAAUUUAUUCAUGCAGAAUGCGGCACAAGGCAUCGACUUUAAGAAAGAAUCCAACAUGCCUUUCAAAGAAAAAUUUGGAGGAAGCACAUUUUCGUUUACACAGACAAAACCAGAAGCACCGAAACCGGAUGUAGUGAAAGAAUCUCCUGUUUCAAUUCCAACAUUCACUCCAUCAAACAUAAAACCAAAGCCGACCGUGCAGAGUGUUGCUAGGACUUUAUUCACAGACGAACCAAAAGAAGAAAAACAAGCAACUAGUCAACCGAGCCAUUUGACCAAACCCGAUCAGCAAGCAAAUGCGAGUCAAUACACAAAAAAUCUCUUAAGGAAGAUGAUAUUAAAAGAAUCAGAAACAGAAAAUACUCAAGAACAGAAAGUGGUUGAACAAAAAAAUGACGCUAAUACUUUCAUGGGACAGAACAUUUGUUCUCCAACCGCUUUUACUUCGCCAUCUACCGUAUUCUCUAAACCGAUCGCUGAUAUGACAAACAUGUUCAACAAACUGGAACAAACCGUACCAAAACAAUCCGAAGAAACCGGUGAACCGGAAACUAGGUCCCCUAAACCUAAGGAAGAUAAACCGAUGACUAAUAUAUUCAGCAUGAAACCAUUGAGCAACAAGAACCAAAAUGUACCCGACCUAGUGAAGAGCCCCGGUUUUGGUAAGGACGAUACUAAAGUAGAGGAAAAAUCCAAAGAAAAUUCUGCGCAGAAACCUGUUGAGAACAAAAAUGAAUUGAAACCAACUGUCGCUCCCAUGACCAGCAAGCCGCCAGCGCAAUCUGUCAUUGUCGUUGAUCUUAAAAAACCAGCUGCUGAAGCCAAAGUUGAAAAAUUUACGCCGGCCAUAUUCAAAACAGAUGAAGCGUCUUCUUCAAAGCCUGAAACCACUACGAAAGCUGAACCAAUAUCUACCCCAGCUGCCGAAGAUUCAAAACCACGAUCUCCUGCCGCCUCUGAAGCCAAACCUGUUUUUGGAAUUGAACCUAAGACUAAAACUAAAGAAACAGAUUCUGAUAAACCAGCAGAUUUAACUGUAACUAAAUCUGAUACUGCUACAGUGGCUACUCCUGUGUCUAUUUCGACAAUAUUUUCCUCACCACCUAACGUGACUGUUACUUCUUCUGUGGUCUCCAGUACUUCUACGUCAAUAUUUAACACAACGACCACACAAUCUAGUUUUGGCAAUAAGCCCUCCGCAUUCGCUCCAAACACAGCCUCCUCAGUAUUCGGGUCAGCUUCAGCAUCUGUUUUCGGGACUCAAGCGCCCUCUUUUGGAACUGCAAAUGUAUUUGGCACUACUGCUGCUCCAACUUCUACCACACAAAGCAUCUUCGGCGCCUCUACUACGACUACUUCAAGUAUAUUUGGUACUACAACUACCACACAGAGUCUAUUCGGCGGAACAACGUCCGCACAAAGCAUAUUCAGCGCUGCUGCUUCUAAAUCUCUAUUCGGAACAACCCAACCGAACGCUAACAUCUUUGCUGCAACAACACAAACAACCGUGUUCGGUUCAAAGCCGUCUGUUUUUUCGUCUACCAGUUUCGGGUCAUCAACCCAACCGUCUAUAUUCGGUGCUCCCACAUCACAGCCCUCAGUAUUCAGUACUCCUGCUACAACACAAACUUCAGUGUUCGGUACACCAACAACAACUCAGUCGUCUGUAUUCGGCUCGCCUUCAACUACGCAGUCAUCAAUUUUUGGUACACCUACAACACAAGCUUCGGUAUUCGGUUCACCAACAACAACACAGACUUCGGUAUUUGGGACACCAACAACAACCCAGCCGUCAGUUUUCGGUACACCUACCACCCAAACAUCAGUGUUCGGUAGUACCAAUGCAUCCCAAACCUCAGUAUUUGGGAGUCCAACAACUACCCAAAGCUCUCUAUUCGGAGGUGCCGAAUCUAAUUUGUUUGCGGCUGCAAGUAUUUCGACUACCAGCGCUCCAUCGCAAGCUAGCGGGGGAAAUAUCUUUGGAAGUUCCUCGGGAUCAGUAUUCGGUAGCAACACUUCCAACGUUUUCGGUAAACCAGCAUUCGGCACGUCUACCUUCGGACAAAAACCAGCCACAGAUUUUUGGAGCGGCGGCGAUAAAACUAACAGCGGCUUUGGAACUUCCACCUUUGGUCAACAACCAACCACCCAACCAUCUAUAUUCGGUACAGGCACCUUCAGUGCUCCAGCUACAGGCAGUCCAUUCACCCCGGGGCCUUUCAGCGGAGAAAAACCCUCUGUUUUUGGGACCCCUAAUCAACAACCAGCUCCUGCAUUCGGCGGAUCGCCAGUUUUUGGAUCAAAACCAGUUUUCGGAGGAUCCCCUAGUUUCGGUGCAUCUACUUUCGGUUCCGGUUUCAAUAAGAGUCCCAGCAGUGGUUUCGGUGCACCGGCGACAUUCGGUGGCGGCUUCGGUUCCACCGCCUUCGGAGGCUCCUCGCCAGGGAAAAUGUUUGGAAACACCAACACUGGUUUCGGCUCUCCAUCUCAGCAAUCGAAUUCGACAUUUGAAAACCUAGCAUCACAGAAUACAUUGACGUUUGGUAACUUGGCGCAACAAUCAGGACAAUCGCCAACACAGCCGCCGAGCUUCAACACUUCCCCGUCGUUCACUGGCUGGCGCGGUUAA